This is a messenger RNA of Schistocerca gregaria, 1843 nucleotides long. Its product is annotated as paired box protein Pax-6-like. Gene Ontology annotation, molecular function: DNA-binding transcription factor activity, RNA polymerase II-specific; RNA polymerase II cis-regulatory region sequence-specific DNA binding. NCBI's taxonomy places the organism in Eukaryota, Metazoa, Arthropoda, Insecta, Orthoptera, Acrididae. The record is from RefSeq and is a predicted model, not a curated record. The transcript is spliced from 8 exons. Gene Ontology annotation, biological process: regulation of transcription by RNA polymerase II; anatomical structure development. Bases 158 to 1843 code for a protein of 561 amino acids.
CCUCGAGGCCCGUGACUCAGCGCCACCUCCCAGCCGCCGUGCUCGCGCCGCGCACCCACGGACACGACACAGACACUCUCUGCAGUACCGCGCGGUGGAUGGAGGCGGCCCGGGGCGGAGUGAGCACACUGCGUACGCGGGCGCCUAGCCAGUGAACAUGCUGAUCACGACGAACGCGCUCGCGCCGCCGGCCAACUGCAGCGACCUGAGUAGCCUGUGCUGCCUGCCGAGCCGCGCCGCACCCUCCUGGGGCAAGAUGGACCUGCCAGGGGUGCCACCGCCGCUCACCAGCUCCGCCGCUGUCGCCAUGUUGCCCAGCCUGCCUUGCUCGCCCGCAGCAGUGUCUUCGCCGACGCCGACCGUGGGCGUGGUGUCGUCGCCGCCCAUGUCGUCACCCGGGGGCGGCGGAGGCGGCGCCGGGGGCGGCGCGGCUUCGGCGGGCCCGCAGCAGCUGCGCGAGCUGUACGCCGCGGCCGCUGCCGCGGCGCACCACCCGCUGGCGUCGCUCGUGUCGCAGCAGCGCCUGCUCGAGCUGUCGCGCCUCGGUCUGCGCCACUACGACCUCGCCUCGCACGUCCUCACCCAACAGGGCGCCGUCUCCAAGCUGCUCGGAACUCUUAGGCCGCCAGGCCUUAUUGGAGGCAGCAAACCUAAGGUGGCCACCCCGGCAGUCGUCUCCAAGAUAGAGCAGUACAAGAGGGAGAACCCCACCAUCUUCGCCUGGGAGAUUCGUGAAAGGCUCAUCUCUGAAGGCGUGUGCACGAACGCGACGGCGCCCAGCGUGAGCAGCAUCAACCGCAUCCUGCGGAACCGCGCGGCCGAGCGCGCGGCCGCCGAGUUCGCGCGCGCCGCGGGCUACGGGCUGUACCCGGGGGCGGCGGCGGCGGCUGCGGCCAGCGGCCACCCGCCCGCCGGCUACGCCUUCCCCUGGGGGCCGCAGCUGUGGGCGGCCGCGCCGCUAGGUCUGGGCCUGUCGGCCGCCGCCGCCGCCGCCGCCGCCGCCGCGCAGGCGCACCACGGCCAGCCGCCCGGCGCUCAGCCGCAGGCGCCGGGGCAGGCCGCCGCCCCCCACGACGCCGCCGACCUCAUCGUGCCGCGCCUCAUAGAUGUCGACGGCAGUGCCAGCGGAGGAGUCUGCAAGGACGACUCGAGCAGCCUGGAUGGUUCCGACCAGCCCAAGUUCCGGCGCAACAGGACCACGUUCAGCCCCGACCAGCUGGAGGAGCUGGAGAAAGAGUUCGAGAAGAGCCACUACCCCUGCGUCAGCACGCGGGAGCGCCUCGCCUCCAAGACCAGCCUGUCGGAAGCCAGAGUGCAGGUUUGGUUUUCCAACAGACGAGCCAAGUGGAGGCGCCACCAGCGCAUGAGCCUCCUAAAGCGGGCGUCGCCGGGGGGGCCGACGCCGGCGCCGGCGCCGCCCCCGCCGCCCCCGCAGGCGCCCGCUUCCAGCCCUGCUGGCCGCUCCACGCCUUCGGCUCAACGCAGCUCCUACUGCAGCACGCACCAGCUGCAGAUGGGCGGCGAAAACAGCGCUUUUAGGGCGCUGCCGGCCAGGGUCGGCGGUCUGGCCGCGCCGCCACCGCAGCCGCCCCCGCAGCGGACGCCGUCGCCUCGCGACUGCCACUAUGCCUCGUCCGACUCCGAGGAGAUCAACGUCAACGACGACUCGGACGACGAUGACUUCCGAAGGGAGCGGCUGCGCCCGGAGGGGGCGGCGUUGGUCAACGGCCGCGGGGAGGCGGCGACGGACGCGGGGGCGGAGGUGGAGGCGGCGAGGGACGCGUGGGAGGCGGCGGGGCAGCAGCCCCUGCAGCUCACCAAGCACGACCGCGAUCGCAUCUAG